Messenger RNA from Lodderomyces margitis, 3066 nucleotides. It is a transcript of the gene CHS8, whose product is annotated as Chs8p. The record is from RefSeq and is a predicted model, not a curated record. Bases 1 to 3066 code for a protein of 1021 amino acids. Gene Ontology annotation, molecular function: chitin synthase activity. Gene Ontology annotation, cellular component: cell periphery; cell septum. The transcript has a single exon. Lineage: Eukaryota; Fungi; Ascomycota; Pichiomycetes; Serinales; Debaryomycetaceae.
AUGCCACAUAACUCAUUCCAGUACGUGUCAGAUGAUGACUUAUUCGACGAUAUAGAUACUGUACACCCAGCCACAUCAGAUUUGGAGGAAAACAACAGCCAAGGAUACCACUACCAAUUGCCGACUGAUAGAGUACCUUCCCAGAGUGAAGCAAGUCUGUCUCUGGCUCACUCGGGUCGAGGCCAAUUCAACAGACACAUACAGGAAAGUUAUAGAUACCCAACCAACUCCUCAUUUGGCACAGUUGUUGGUGACAGCUACCAUAAUAAGUACGAUGAUGGUGAUGAUGUUGACGAGGAUGAUGACAUGUUUGACUAUGAUGCACCAAAACGGGAAAAAACGGUAUCUUUCAACAAUGACUUGAAAUAUCCCCCUCUUGCAUAUAACCCUGGUUUGGAUAAUCCAUUUUAUGAAAACUAUGAAGAUUACGGUACAGGUCACGAGCCCUUGGUUUACAAUAUGAACAACCCUGCAUUCUCAACUGGUGAAGAUUACCUCAUAAACCCACUUGUAGACGCAGAGUAUGAAGACGACGAGGAUUUCGAUAUAUAUGGCGAUGAAGAUAGUUUGUUUUCGGGAGACGAUGAUGAUAUUUUACGCAGAAACACCACGAUAAAUAGAGGCAGGGGUGGCAAUUCUAUUAAAAGGACCAAAAGUCGAGGAUCAACAAUUACAUUUGACGACGAUGAAAAGGGGUUCAACUUGAAGUAUACAAAGACAAUCAAGAAGGCCAAGCUAAUCAAUGGUAACUACAUUAUUGACGCUCCAGCGCCAAAAGCUUUGCUCAGCACCUAUUGUAAAAAAGUUGGCGAUAUUGGUAGAGAAAUGUCCUUUAUGAGGUAUACUGCUGCUACUUGUGGACCAUCCAAUUAUACCAAAUUCCAAUACAACUUGCGCCAAGCACUUUAUGAGCCUCGCCGAGAAACAGAAAUAAUGGUUUGUAUCACCAUGUACAAUGAGGAUGAAAUACUAUUAGCAAGGACAUUGAAGGGGAUCUUUGACAAUAUAGAAGAUUUGAGAAAGAGAUCCGACUCAACUUGGGGUGAAGAUUCAUGGAAAAAAGUUGUCAUUUGUAUUGUUAGUGAUGGGCGAAUUCAUUUAAACAAAAGAACCCAGGUUCUUUUAUCGGCACUCGGGUUGUUUCAAGAUGGAUAUGCCAAAUCCAAAAUCAACGACAAGCCGGUGAAGGCGCACAUUUAUGAAUACACCUCCACUGUUGGGAUUGACACCAUCAACGAUCAUGUACAUCUUACCCCCAAUUCGAUGCCGGUGCAGUUCUUGUUUUGCUUAAAGGAGAAAAACAGUCGAAAGAUUAACUCCCAUCGUUGGUGUUUCCAAGCGUUUGCACCUAUAUUGAAUCCCAAAGUGGUGAUGCUUUUGGAUUGUGGUACUAAACCGUCAAAAGACGCGUUCUUUUAUCUUUGGCGAGCAUUUAAAGACCCUAAUGUUGCUGGUGCUUGUGGUGAGAUGAGAGCAUCAUUGGGAACAGGCAAACGUUUAUUGGCAAAUCCGUUAGUUGCUGCUCAAAACUUUGAGUACAAGAUAUCCAACAUCUUGGAUAAACCGAUGGAGAGUGUGUUUGGGUUUAUAUCGGUGUUGCCAGGAGCUUUUAGUGCUUAUCGAUACGAGGCGCUUUUGAACGUCAAUGGUAAAGGUCCGUUGGAAAAGUAUUUUAAAGGCGAGUAUUUGGAUUUGAGUAGUCAAGUAAAUGACCCCGACGACGAUGAAAAAGAGAUUAAGGAGCGGAAUUUCCAAGAAGCCGGUAUCUUUACAUCAAAUAUGUACUUGGCCGAGGAUAGAAUUUUGUGUUUUGAAUUGGUUGCCAAAAAGAAUCACAAGUAUAUGUUGCGGUAUGUCAAGGAGGCCAAAGCCGAAACGGAUGUUCCUGAGAGUAUCGAUGAGUUUGUUUUGCAAAGACGUCGAUGGUUGAAUGGGUCAUUGUUUGCUGCAGCAUAUGCCGUUUUCCAUUGGACCAAGCUUUGGCGGUCAAACCAUUCGCUUCUUCGUAAAUUGUUUAUGCAGUUGGAAUUUUAUUAUCAAUUGGUUACGAUUUUAGUUUCGUGGUUCUCAUUGGCAUCAUUCUUUCUCGUAUUCAGGAUCUUGACUGCCAAUUUGGGGGCAGAUGAUAUGCAUUUCGAAACAGGAAAGUAUUUGGCGAUAAUUUUUCUAUGGAUAUAUGCUGGUUCAGUUGUUUGCACAUUUGUUUUAGCGUUUGGAAACACGCCUCGAGGUACUAGGAAAUUUUACCAAGUGAUUGCCUAUCUUUUUGCUAUCAUGAUGGCGUAUUUGAUAUUUGCUGCUAUUUUCCUAGCUGUACAUACCGCCCAGGCAAUCAUCAAGGACCAUAAAGACGACUUUACGGCGUCGAUGGUGUUUACCAAUACCAAGUUUAGAGAUUUGGUGGUUUCGGUGGUUUCGACAUACACGUUGUACUUUGUCGGGGCAUUCAUGUAUGGAGAACCAAGUUUUAUGUUUACGUCAUUUGCUCAGUAUGUGUUGCUAUCACCAACGUAUGUCAACGUGCUCAAUAUUUAUUCAUUCUGUAAUAUUCAUGAUGUGUCAUGGGGUACAAAGGGAGUCGAGCGAGCCAAAGAUUUGGGAUCGGCCAAAUCAAUGGGUGAAGACAAGAAUGACAUUUUAUUAAUUGCUCCGGAUACUAAUGAAGGGCUCGAAGAUACGUAUUUGGACAAAGUCGAGCAACUUCGGAGCAUGCCACCCGAAGAAGUCGAUAUUGUCAGCGCAAGACUGAUUAAGGAUGAUUCAUACUAUGCUUUUGUCCGUACAAUUGCCGUAUUGGUGUGGAUGCUCACCAAUGCCAUAUUGGUGGCUAUUGUGCUUGACGCUGCCGGAAUAGGGUUGCUUACCAAUCGGUCCUCUACAAACUCCGAUGGUUCUAUAUCAGGUAAUUCGGAGGUAUUUUUGACCAUCAUCUUGUGGAUUGUUGCUGGAAUGGCGGCAUUUAGAUUUGUUGGUGCGGUUAUUUAUUUGAUUUUGAAAGAGGUUAGGCCAUUGAAGUGGAAAUGGAGAGCGCUGAGGGAAAAUAAACGAAUUAGGAAUCAAGAUUGA